UAAGUUCCUUUUGAGGUUUGUGACUUCCUAUUAUCGUACAUAUACGCCCAUAAGGCUAGUUCUGGGUCAUACAGUAACAUAACAUGACAGAUACCUCAUCAGAAUCUGACAAACAGAUCUCAGCAGUGUGAAGCAAAACGCAAAGCAAAAGUUAAAGGACCAAGACGUUUCCCUCCACGAUGGUAGUCUCUCCUUACAACCAGACGGUCAAUAACAGAACCUCACCAAACGAAACAGAGUUGAGUUCUUUGAAUUUUUUUACCAUUUCCCUCCAUGGCUUGUUCUCCUCUAUCGGCAUCAUCGAAAACCUCCUCAUCAUCGGAGUUGUGGGCUUCCACGUCCGCCGCUCUGUCAUCAGCAUCUGGAUCCUGAACCUCGCAGCCUCUGACCUGCUGGCCACUUCUUCCCUGCCCUUCUUUACCCUCUACAUGGCACGAGGCAACACCUGGACGUUGGGCGCAACCUUCUGCCGUAUCCAUUCCUCCAUCUUCUUUCUCAACAUGUUUGUCAGCGGCUUCCUGCUGGCGGCCAUCUCUACGGACCGCUGCCUGGUUGUGCUGAGACCCGUCUGGGCACAGAACCACAGGAACACCCAAAUUGUGGGGAGGAUAUGUGGGGUGAUUUGGGCCUUGGCUGCGAUCUGCACGAUCCCCUUCUACAUGUUCCGUGACACCAUUCACCUAUCCAAUGGCAAAAUUCUCUGUUACUACAAAUAUGAUCGAUUCCUCCCACAGGGCUCAUAUGACCAGGAAGCUUUACGUAAGCAUCGCAAAGAGGCCUUGGCCUUCAUGAAGCUCUUUCUAGCCUUCCUGAUCCCUCUACUAAUCAUCAUCCUCAGCUAUGCUGCCGUGAAUUCCAGCUUGGCGCGCAGAGGCUGCCGACGCUCUUUCCGUUUUGUUCGACUGGUAGUGGCCGUGGUGGUGAGCUUUGUACUCUGCUGGGCUCCAUACCACAUCUUCAUCAUCAUAGAGGUGAUGUCUCCCAGUGGGCAUCCUGCACAAGCGUUGGCAAGCAAGGCCCUCCCAGUCUCAGCAACCAUUGGCUUCCUUAACAGUGUCCUCAACCCCAUUCUGUAUGUGUUCAGCUGCCCUGACCUGUGUAAUAAGAUUAGACAUUCCCUGGGCGCGGUGAUGGAGAGUGUUCUGGCUGAGGAUCUGGCAGAGCUGGCCCGGCGCCGCAGCACUGCUCGCAGCUCCAUCAGCACUACAGAGGUUGUGAUGAAGCAGAGGAAUUCCAUUGCAACCCCGUGUUUGAAAACAGAGCAAGAGCAGAAUGCAAGCGAGUGAAUUCUCUAAUAGUGGCCAGGUUUUCACUCACCUCAACUGCCUGCAUGAGAGAUAUUCCCCCUGUUUUAUAACUAUAAGCUCACCUUAUUGUAGCAAGAAACCCACCAAGUUUCUGAUCUGCUCCAGUUUGAAUUUGCUGUUAUGCAAUUUAAUCUGUUUAUCUGUUGUCUUUUGGGGAUAAUGUACAUUCCAAGGCUUCACUCUUAGCAGUACAACAAUAUUUUAUACUCAUCAUUCUGCUGUUGCAGACAAAUACAGUUUUCAUUCACCUCAUGCUGCUUUCCUAAUUCCCUUCGCAACUUUAUGUUCCUAAUAGGCUUUUAAUUUAUAACAUAGGUGAGAGGUAUUCUUUUUCAUUGAUGCCGACUUGCUAGUUUUUACAGUGGAGUAGUUUUUGGACACUGUUGUACUGAUGGAGUUAGUGGAGUUAGUACAUUUUUACUGUGUAUCAUCCUUCCUUAGUACUUCUUAUCCAGCCUUUAGUAGGGAUUAUUUGUGCUGGCCAGACCCUAUCAUGACCAUUAUUUCAAUACUGAAUCCUGAUUUCAUGGCACCUCAAAGUGUUUGAUGCUUGAUUGAUAUGUAGAUAUAUCGUUGCUUCUUUUGUCUCUCGCUUGUAAAAAGAGUUUGAGCUGUGAGUCAUAAGCAUGAGGUCUCUCACUAGAUGUUAUCAGUAGCUGUGGGAGCUGACACAAGCACAUUUGUGAAUUUCCUCAUUGUAAAUAUAACCAAAAAUGGAUGUCUUAAAUGUUAUAUUUUACAUCUUACUGUUCUCCUUUCGAGCAAUAUCUAUACUUUUUAAUGUGGUAAAGUGGCAUUUUAAACAUUAAUAAACAAAAAGAAAAUCACUCUGGUGUUGCAGUAUGACACCUCCUUUGCAAUUAAAGAACCACAAUCAUG
Molecule: messenger RNA, 2186 nt
Organism: Lates calcarifer (barramundi perch)
Lineage: Eukaryota; Metazoa; Chordata; Actinopteri; Centropomidae
Product: prostaglandin D2 receptor 2
Exons: 2
Coding region: 180-1286 (368 amino acids)
Biological process (GO): positive regulation of cytosolic calcium ion concentration; complement receptor mediated signaling pathway; phospholipase C-activating G protein-coupled receptor signaling pathway
Cellular component (GO): plasma membrane
Molecular function (GO): complement receptor activity; G protein-coupled receptor activity
Source: RefSeq, a predicted model, not a curated record